Messenger RNA from Eimeria maxima, 2055 nucleotides. Its product is annotated as scavenger receptor protein SR2, putative. The transcript has 12 exons. Bases 1 to 2055 code for a protein of 684 amino acids. Lineage: Eukaryota; Apicomplexa; Conoidasida; Eucoccidiorida; Eimeriidae. The record is from RefSeq and is a predicted model, not a curated record.
AUGUCUAGAAGCGACGUUAAGCUCAUUUUGGAGGGGUCUAACGGCCGUCGUACAAAACCGAUUGUAAUUGCAACCGUUGGCGGUGGAACCAGCAAACGGCACAUAACAAUCCGUGCAGACGGCAACAUCGCCAGCUUCAAAGUCGCGAGAUGGAUAGGAGCCCCGAAGCCAAGCGCCGUCAACGCUGCAAAGGUCCACUGCCCCAUGAACUGUCAAGCUUCCGAGUUCGCCCACACAAAAGGGGCUUCGCUGCACCCGGCGCCUUCGUCAAUAUGCACAGCCGCCAUCCUCGAUGGUCUUAUGACUCCCUCAGGAGGCGACCUGGUGGUGACCGCUCGCCUUUCCCAACAGCUGCGACAUUAUCAUCUAUUCCCAUCAGAUUCUAUUGAUCUAAUCGAGACAGCAGUCCGCGUUGUCAACGGAUUCAAAACGGGCGUGUUGCUGCUUGACGGCUGCAAAGAUGUGGAAGGUGCCAACUGCAGCGGAAGUGAGACCGUUCUGGAGGAGUGCGCUGCUGAGAAGCCUCCAGAUACCUGCAUGGAACACACGGACGAUGUGGCUAUCAAGUGCACCAACUUGCUCGCUGGCGUAGAGCCUGAGGCAGGCACUAUUCGUAUCGUGGGUCCCACAGGGACGCCGGCCGUAUCAGGUCUUGGCCGAUUGCAGUUUUUCAACAAAGGCAGAGAGGCCUCUCUUAACCAGUGCCCCCAUGCUGUUGGUGAUGAUAUAUACUGCGUCCAUGCUGAAGACGUGGUGAUUGCAUGCGAAGGAGACGGAGACCCCUCCGGCGUUGGGGCAUUUCACAAAGAGGAAGCAGUUGUUCAAAAGAAGCGGUUCCUUUCCUUGAUUCCUCUCACAUGCUUCGACAGUCUCGAGACGAGGCAUGGAUUAGGCGGCCCACCUGGCACCAUGCAUUUAGUCUCGUGUCCUCCAAAUUGCAGUGGGACAAACACCCAAGAGGGCGGCGAAUGCCUCUUAGUCAUUGGACACGGACAGCACCACUUCUCAGCCUUGGAGGGCCACGGGAUACAGAGCGAAGAAAGCGGCGCCUACCCAAGAUCAUCAGCUGCUGCACCUUCCCCUACAGCCCCUGGCGCUGGCGCUGCUAACAAUGCCCAACGAAGCACAGCAACACAGGGCGGCGCUGUUGCUUCUCCUUUAAAUCGCAAUGCAUUCUUCAACUCUAGCGGGGGCAUGACUCUGCAGGCAACGCGAGGAAAAACACGCUGGACCAGCACCAUUAAAAGGCCAAAAGCUGCGCUGCACAGCGACAACGCAGGCGACGAUGGCGCCGGCACACACCUGCAGUUGUCCUUUCCCUCAGUAGAUGAAGUCCGCAGCCCGUGGACUACAAUAGACGAUCGACGGGGUGUUGCAAGGUUUCACGGGAAUGCGGCGGACUACGUGGAUACCUCCAUUUUGGCUGGUGGCCAUCGCGUGUCAUCAAUAAGGGACUUCACCGUGGCAGUACGCGCCGUGGUCACAGGUACGGGUCGCAUGAUUAUCGGGAGAGCCAGUGCAGCAGAAGCCGAUUACUUUGAAGGGGAUAUUUUGGGCGUUAAAGUGUUCAACCAGGAAGCCCCAGUAACGACGAUACGGGAUGCUUUUGCUCCCGAGACGCUUGCAGCUCAUGCUCCCCAGGCGCCAAGCGAAAGCAGGCGCACAGACGACGGGCGUUUGUGUCUUUCUCCUUGCUCUUUGCAGGGGCCCCUGUGGGCAGCUGCAGCAGCAGCCGCUGCUGCAGCCAAGCCGACAAAGCCCGCAGUAUCAUUGUCUUGCACGGACAGUCUGCGUCGUGCCGACUUUAAUGGACACAUCGGCCAGAAGUUUUUGGCAAUCUGUCCUCCUGACUGUCUGCAUGCCAACGCACCUCUCGAAGGCUGCAAUCUCUUCACCGCCGGGAGCUCCAUUUGCAAAGCUUCUCUGCAUUCAGGUGCAGUGCCGAAGGAAGGGGGUGAGGUGCUGCUGACUGUCACCGAAGGCCUGGAGUUCUACGAUGCCUCUCAGGGGCACUUCGGACUCUUUCGUGCGACACAAAUGCAACUUUCAGUUUAA